Molecule: messenger RNA, 1611 nt
Organism: Pipistrellus nathusii (Nathusius's pipistrelle)
Lineage: Eukaryota; Metazoa; Chordata; Mammalia; Chiroptera; Vespertilionidae
Source: the annotation of a GenBank genome assembly
AUGGAUAAAGUGGGGAAAAUGUGGAAUAACUUCAAAUACAGGUGUCAGAAUCUCUUCAGUCAUGAGGGAGGAAGCCGUAGUGAAAAUGUGGACAUGAACUCCAACAGAUGUUUGGCUGUCAGAGAGAAAAGCAUCAGUAUAGGAGACUCAGCUCCUCAGCAACAAAGCAGUCCCUUAAGAGAAAAUGUUGCCUUACAACUGGGAUUAAGCCCUUCAAAGAAUUCUUCGAGGAGAAACCCAAACUGUGCCACUGAAAUUCCUCAGAUUGUUGAAAUAAGCAUUGAAAAGGACAACGAUCCAUGUGUCACCACAGGAUCAAGACUUGCAAGAAGAGAUUCCUACUCUCGACAUGCUCCGUGGGGUGGGAAGAAGAAACAUUCCUGUUCUACAAAGACUCAGAGUUCUCUGGAUACUGAUAAAAAGUUUGGUAGAACUCGAAGUGGACUUCAGAGGAGAGAGAGGCGGUACGGCGUAAGCUCCGUACAUGACAUGGACAGUGUUUCCAGCCGAACUGUAGGAAGUCGCUCUCUGAGACAGAGGUUACAGGAUACGGUGGGCUUGUGUUUUCCCAUGAGAACUUAUAGCAAGCAGUCAAAGCCUCUCUUUUCUAAUAAAAGAAAAAUACACCUUUCUGAACUAAUGCUUGAGAAAUGUCCUUUUCCUGCUGGCUCAGAUUUAGCCCAAAAAUGGCAUUUGAUUAAACAGCAUACAGCCCCAGUGAGCCCACAUUCAACAUUUUUUGAUACAUUUGAUCCAUCCUUGGUUUCUACAGAAGAUGAAGAAGAUAGACUUAGAGAGAGAAGACGGCUUAGUAUAGAAGAAGGGGUUGACCCCCCUCCCAAUGCACAAAUACAUACAUUUGAAGCCACUGCACAGGUUAAUCCCUUAUAUAAACUGGGACCAAAGUUAGCUCCUGGCAUGACUGAAAUAAGUGGGGACAGUUCUGCAAUGCCACAAGCUAACUGUGACUCCGAAGAGGACACAACCACGCUGUGUUUGCAGUCACGCAGGCAGAAGCAACGCCAGGUAUCUGGAGAUAGCCAUGCCCAUGUUAGCAGACAGGGAGCUUGGAAAGUCCAUACGCAGAUUGAUUAUAUCCACUGCCUUGUGCCUGAUCUACUUCAGAUUACAGGCAAUCCCUGUUACUGGGGGGUGAUGGACCGCUAUGAAGCAGAAGCCCUUCUUGAAGGGAAGCCUGAAGGCACCUUUUUGCUCAGGGACUCUGCCCAAGAGGACUACCUCUUCUCCGUGAGCUUCCGUCGCUACAACAGAUCCCUGCAUGCCCGAAUCGAACAGUGGAAUCACAACUUUAGUUUUGAUGCCCACGACCCAUGUGUAUUUCACUCCUCCACUGUAACGGGACUUUUGGAACACUAUAAAGAUCCCAGUUCUUGCAUGUUUUUUGAACCUUUGCUUACUAUCUCACUAAAUAGGACUUUCCCUUUUAGCUUGCAGUAUAUCUGCCGUGCAGUCAUCUGCAGAUGCACUACAUACGAUGGAAUUGAUGGGCUCCCUUUACCAUCAAUGUUGCAGGAUUUUCUAAAAGAGUAUCAUUAUAAACAAAAAGUUAGAGUUCGCUGGUUAGAGCGAGAACCAGUCAAGGCAAAGUAA